GCUGUGCCCUGGAGUCUCUUGUGAUCGCCUCAGUGCUGCUGGAGGAGGAGGAGGGCAGGGCAGGAUCGGAUGUGAGCAGGCGGACAAACAUCAGUCUCUGACUAUGGACGUGUUUAUUUCCUGUGGAUGAAGCUCUCGUCGAUUUAGGGGGUCUUCCAACACCAUCUCAUCCCAUCUGCCUCCGAGGACAGGGAGCAAAUUCCAAUCACAUGAAAAAAGGAUUACACCAGGAAUCUGUCACCUCACCUCACAUCACUUAAGUAGGUGUGAAUCAUGGGGAACCAGCUGACUGAUAUGGCUCCUAACACGCCAUUCCUGCCAAACUUCCAGUCACUGCAUGUGGUGGUUAUCGGCCUUGACUCUGCCGGCAAAACCUCUCUGCUCUACAGGCUGAAACUGAAGGAGUUUGUGAAAACGAUUCCCACCAAGGGCUUCAACACGGAGAAGAUCAAGGUGGCAGUGGGGGUGUCGCGGGCCAUAAACUUCCAGGUGUGGGAUGUGGGUGGUCAGGAGAAGCUACGGCCCCUCUGGAAGUCUUACACCCGGCGAACAGACGGCAUCGUGUUUGUGGUGGACUCCACCGAAGUGGAGCGGAUGGAAGAGGCCAAAGUGGAGCUCCAUAAGAUCACCCGCACCUCAGAGAACCAGGGCGUCCCUGUGGUGAUCCUGGCCAACAAGCAGGAUCUGGAUUCAGCCUCGUCGGUCAGCGAGGUGGAAAAGAUGCUGUCCGUGCAUGAACUGAGCAUGUACACGCUGCAUCAUGUGCAGAGCUGCAGCGCCGUGAAUGGUCAGGGACUCCAGCAGGGCCUGGAGAAACUGUACGAGAUGAUCCUGAAGAGGAAGAAAAUGGUGAAGCACAACAGGAACAGGAGGAGAUGAACUCCUGGUUCACACCGGUGUGGACAUUAUCUCAAGAGAUUAAUCCUCUGUUGAGACACUUCCAAGCUUAAUGGUCCCUUUUAAUGGGAGAGAGCGAUUAGUGCCAACAAAACAACAAUUUCACACAGACUUCGGGUCAGGAGAGAUGGAUUUGCUCAUAGUAAUUGAAGCAGUAUUGACAUAUUCUAUGUUCUGCAAUUGUGCAGAAAGGUUACAAUACAGGUUUGAAGGAAAACCUCUUUCUUAAGUGCUUUUCUAAACUUGAUUUAAAGAUAGAUUUAUAACAGUACGUUUUAAGUUUAGGACCAAUGUAUAAACACGUCAGAGGUAUUUAGUGAUUAAAUGAAUAAAGUAGAGUAAAAUAUAAAAUGUAAUUCACAAGCUUGCACAGAUUAUAUUCCACUAAGCAGACAGUUUUUUUUUCCUUCCACAGUGUAUAUGGAUGCAUCCCAGAAUAUUUAUUUCACAUUGUUGCACUGGACAGAAGGACUAUAUUUGAAAAUGACGCGCAAAGAGACAUUUUAGCUGUGAUUGAGCACCAGUGAUCCGAAAUGCCUUCCCUUUUUGACCACAGAGUUUACGUUUCUUUUACUAUAGUGUUUAUACAAAUUGUACAAAACUUAAUAAAUCUAAACACUGUACAGAA
Solea senegalensis (Senegalese sole) is the source of this 1525-nucleotide messenger RNA. It is a transcript of the gene arl4d, whose product is annotated as ADP-ribosylation factor-like 4D. The transcript is spliced from 2 exons. Bases 274 to 879 code for a protein of 201 amino acids. Gene Ontology annotation, molecular function: GTPase activity; GTP binding. The record is from RefSeq and is a predicted model, not a curated record. Gene Ontology annotation, cellular component: cytoplasm. Gene Ontology annotation, biological process: intracellular protein transport; vesicle-mediated transport. NCBI's taxonomy places the organism in Eukaryota, Metazoa, Chordata, Actinopteri, Pleuronectiformes, Soleidae.